CAGAUUGGCCUCUCUCGGCCACCCAUUUCCCGGAUUCCGGAUUCUGCUCCUGUAGCAUGCCUAGAAUCUAUGCCAACUAGUCUACCUUCUGCCUCUUUUCAGUGCCCUCCUCCCUUGCGCAUUUGUCAGCCUUGCCAUGUAGCAUUGUCUCACACUAGUGCAGCUAAACACUUCAUGGAGUUACUCCCACUCCCAGAUAGUUCUGCCAAUCCGAAACCCUCCUUUGCUUCUGGAUCUAAGUUAAAUGUUGAGGUUAUAGAUCCGCUCCUCGAGUUUAGAUCAGAUGAAAAUACUUCAGUUGCUCCCCUUGUCGAGAAUUGCACGUUUGGUAUACUAGCAAAUCCUCAAAACUCGUCUUAA
Molecule: messenger RNA, 360 nt
Organism: Protopolystoma xenopodis
Lineage: Eukaryota; Metazoa; Platyhelminthes; Monogenea; Polystomatidea; Polystomatidae
Source: the annotation of a GenBank genome assembly